Messenger RNA from Callorhinchus milii (elephant shark), 1207 nucleotides. RefSeq names its product G-protein coupled receptor 54. Gene Ontology annotation, molecular function: G protein-coupled peptide receptor activity. The record is from RefSeq and is a predicted model, not a curated record. Gene Ontology annotation, biological process: neuropeptide signaling pathway. Lineage: Eukaryota; Metazoa; Chordata; Chondrichthyes; Chimaeriformes; Callorhinchidae. The transcript is spliced from 5 exons. The coding region runs from base 1 to 1071 and encodes 356 amino acids. Gene Ontology annotation, cellular component: membrane.
AUGAACGGUUCCCUGGCGCCCUGUGACGCCUCCUGCGGUGGCAGCGGAGAUGCGAACGGCACUGCGGCCCGCGGGCCGCCUUUGCUGGUGGACGCUUGGCUGGUUCCUGUCUUCUUCUGCCUCCUGUUGCUGCUGGGCCUGGCCGGCAACUCCCUGGUCAUCUUCGUGGUCACCCGACAUCGCCACAUGAGGACAGCCACCAACCUGUACAUAGCAAACCUGGCGACGACUGACAUCAUAUUCCUGAUCUGCUGUGUGCCUUUCACCGCAAUGCUGUACCCUCUACCCAGCUGGGUCUUUGGGGAAUUCAUGUGCAAGUUCGUCAACUACAUCCAGCAGGUAUCAGUACAAGCGACCUGUGUUACACUGACCGCUAUGAGUGUAGACCGAUGGUAUGUGACAGUCUAUCCACUCCGAUCCUUGAGGCAAAGAACCCCUCGUGUGGCUAUGGCCGUCAGUCUGGGGAUAUGGAUCGGGUCCUUUGUUGUGUCUAUUCCUGUGCCAAUAUAUCAGAAAAUUCAAAGCGGAUACUGGUUUGGGCCCCAGGUCUAUUGCAGCGAGUCUUUCCCUUCAGCCGUGCACGAGAAGGCUUUUAUCUUGUAUAAUUUCCUGGCUGUGUACCUGCUGCCUCUGGUGACUAUCUGUGUGUCCUACACUGGCAUGCUGCAUCAGAUGGGUCGACCAGUUGUGGAACCCAUAGACAAUAACUACCAGGUUGAGCUACUCGCUGAAAGGUCAGAGGCCAUGCGUACAAAGAUCUCCAGGAUGUUGGCAGUUAUGGUUCUUCUAUUUGCCAUUUGCUGGGGUCCCAUUCAGUUAUACAUCCUUUUCCAGUCAUUUCUUCCAAACUUUGGCAGAAAUUACUACACAUACAAGGUCAAGAUCUGGGCAAACUGCAUGUCCUACACAAAUUCUUCAGUCAAUCCAAUAGUCUAUGCCUUUAUGGGAGCCAAUUUCAGAAAAUCAUUUAAAAAGACAUUUCCUUUCAUCUUCAAACAGCGGGUUGGAAGUACGAAUAGUGGAAAUGGUGCCGUCAACACGGAGAUGCAGUUUGUUUCAUCUGGAACGUAAUAUUUUUUAGAGAGGGUUUCACUGUGAGAUUUCACUGCUUAAAUCCCAUAAAUGUUUGACCAGCCUGAGUGUGUGCAGAAUUAAACCAUGGUCUGACAGACUUGCUUUAUAUGAGCCAUAUGUUGGAAGUCCUACC